Messenger RNA from Asparagus officinalis (garden asparagus), 459 nucleotides. RefSeq names its product 2-isopropylmalate synthase A-like. Gene Ontology annotation, cellular component: chloroplast. Gene Ontology annotation, biological process: L-leucine biosynthetic process. NCBI's taxonomy places the organism in Eukaryota, Viridiplantae, Streptophyta, Magnoliopsida, Asparagales, Asparagaceae. The record is from RefSeq and is a predicted model, not a curated record. Gene Ontology annotation, molecular function: 2-isopropylmalate synthase activity. Bases 1 to 459 code for a protein of 152 amino acids. The transcript has 2 exons.
AUGUCUUCACGUCCUCCUUACUCCCCUAACUUCAUCUCCGACCCAUCGUACGUCCGAAUCCUCGACACCACUCUUCGCGACGGCGAGCAAGCCCCUGGCGCCGCCAUGACCGCCGACCAAAAGCUCUCCAUCGCCCGCCCCUUCUUCGACCUCAGCGUCAACAUCAUCGCCGAGGGUGUCGGCACGCUCAUGCAAGGCCACGCGCCUGUCAUCGGCGCGGUGGCGAGGAGCAACAAGAGGGACAUCGACGCAGCGUGGGAGGCGGUCAAGGGGGCGCUGAGGCCGAGGUUGUCGACGUUUAUCGCGACGAGCGAGAUACACAUGAAGCAUAAGCUGAGGAUGGGGAGGGAGGAGGUGGUGGCACGUGCGGUGGAGAUGGUGGCGUAUGCUCGGAGUUUGGGAUGUCAGGAUGUAACGUUCGCUGCUGAAGAUGCUGUGAGGAAACCCCAACGUACAUAA